AUGCUUGUCCUCCAUGACAACCUGGGUCGCCUUCCGGUGUUAUCCCAACGGCGAAAGAACCAUCCCAGCUGUGCAAUCUACUCUGCUAUACACGAUCUAGUCGACAAGAUCUCUAGGAGCUUGGGGCCCAGCUGCGGCUUGAUACCCACGACAAAGAUUGAAAUUGGCAUUAGAUCUCUAGGAUCUAUGUUGAAACGCGUUUAA
Molecule: messenger RNA, 204 nt
Organism: Gaeumannomyces tritici R3-111a-1
Lineage: Eukaryota; Fungi; Ascomycota; Sordariomycetes; Magnaporthales; Magnaporthaceae
Exons: 2
Coding region: 1-204 (67 amino acids)
Source: RefSeq, a predicted model, not a curated record